This is a messenger RNA of Leptinotarsa decemlineata (Colorado potato beetle), 2602 nucleotides long. Its product is annotated as porphobilinogen deaminase-like protein l(3)02640. Gene Ontology annotation, biological process: heme biosynthetic process. The record is from RefSeq and is a predicted model, not a curated record. Lineage: Eukaryota; Metazoa; Arthropoda; Insecta; Coleoptera; Chrysomelidae. Gene Ontology annotation, molecular function: hydroxymethylbilane synthase activity. Gene Ontology annotation, cellular component: cytoplasm.
CUUCAGAAGGAAAAGCAGGUCACUGGUCAGAGUCAGAGAGGAGUUACUAUUUAAUAUUAUAGAUAGGAUUAUAUUUGUCAAUAUGUGGUUCAAGGGUGAACUAUUGGAAAGAAAGAGUUUCCCGUUCAUUUGGCAGGAAACAGUACUGUUUUAUGCAACAUUAUAAUUUAUUAUGUUUAUUCACGCGUUUCCAGUGUGAAGACUUGAAAUAGCAAGUUUUGAAAAUACAUUUCCUGAUUGUGAAUUCCAGUUGGUUUCUACAACUCCGCAAAUAUGAGCGAAAAUAAAAAAAUACGAGUGGGUUCCAGAAAAAGCGAGCUUGCACUUAUACAAACCAGACAUGUCAUUGCAUUACUAAAAGACUGUUUUCCGGAAAAGGAAUUUGAAAUAGUUACUAUGAGCACAUUAGGUGAUAGAGUUCUUGAUAUCGCUUUACCCAAAAUUGGAGAGAAAUCCCUGUUCACAAAAGAACUUGAGACUGCCUUAGCAACAGGGUGUGUGGAUUUUGUGGUUCAUUCUCUGAAGGAUCUUCCUACAUCUCUACCGGAUGGUAUGGCCAUUGGAGCUGUACUGACAAGGGAAGAUCCUAGAGAUGCUUUGGUUCUCCAAAAAGAUUUGAAAGACCUUUCACUAGCAACUUUACCCCAGAAGAGCGUAAUAGGCACUUCUAGUCUAAGAAGAACAGCCCAGUUGGCUAAAAACUACCCUCAUCUUAAAGUAGAAAACAUCAGAGGGAAUUUGAAUACUAGGCUGAAAAAACUGGAUGAUUUAGGAAAGUACCAAGCCAUUAUUUUAGCUACCGCAGGUUUGGUAAGGAUUGGAUGGAAAGAGAGGAUUUCAAGGAUUUUAACUGAAGAUGAACUUCUUUAUGCUGUGGGACAAGGAGCCCUAGCCGUAGAAUGUCGAGCAGACAAUGAGGAAAUCAUCAGCAUACUCCAGCCAUUGUAUGACCUUCCGACUGCCUUACGAAUCACAGCUGAAAGGAGUUUUCUCAAAACUCUAGGGGGAGGUUGCAGUGCUCCGGUAGCAGUCAGCUCAGAACUGAAGGUGACAAAAGAAAACCAGUAUGAUUUGAGCCUGAAAGGAGCGGUUUGGUCUUUGGAUGGUAAAGAAGAAGUAAUCGAUUCAGAUAAUACAGAAAUAACGGUCAAGAAGGAUUUGAGGUGUACAAAUUGUCCCUACAGAGGUACUGACAAACCUCUGGGAGACAUAGAAACCUGCGGAGACAAAUGCUCUAUCACUUCUAACGGACCUUCAUCCAAAAGACCCAAACUGGAUGACAUUCCGAACGACAUCCUAGAUAAAGACCCCCAUGAUAAGUGCCCAAUGCAACUACCAGUGGGCGUGGAUUUCAUGGGUAAAUGUCCGUACCUUGAGAACCAGCUGGAAUACGAGACGAAUAAAUGCCCAGUGAGUGGCAAAAUCGAAUCUGCUCGCUAUGAGGGCAUCACAAAAUGCCCCUUUCUUCAAAAUGGGGUGCUGGCCAUCCCCAGCACUAGCAGAAGACGGAGCUCAGCAGGGUCGGAAACCGAUAGCAAACUGUUUUGUGGUUUGGUGCCCCACAAAGACGACACACUAGGCGGGUUGAAGAGUGCUAGAAAGCUGGGAAAGAAGCUGGCUGAGGAUCUGAUCAGCCGAGGUGCCUUGGAGGUUAUGUCAAAGGCUCAGGCUAUUGUUCACGGACAGGCUCAAGCUUUAGUUGGUGCUUUCAGUUGAUUUUCUAUUCGUAGGGUUGUUAGGUUAUGGGGUUAAUUUCUUUUAGGAUGAGGGGUUUGGAACAAACAAGUAGACAAGUUAGUAAAAGAUGUAUUUAUAGUUGUUUAAAGAAAGUAUAUUAAUUAAUGAUCAAAAUUGAAUAUAGAGUAUGUAUUUUUGACAAACUACAACUACCCACUGAGAUGGUUCCUGAAUUACGCAGGCAGUAAUUAAUUUAUUAUUUUUCUCCGAUCAUGAGAUGGGAAUGGCAUGAUAUUACCAUGACAAACAAGGUGCGUUAUAACAAUAAAAUAUAGGACGUUUUUCUGUUCAAAUUGAAGACAUGAGAAAAUUGAGUUGUUGGAUAACAUUUCCAAACUCUUGAGUAAAAUAAUAGAAUGUGUUCCGAUUUCCAACUUUUUUUACUAUAAUGGGAUUAUACUUGAGAAUAUCCUAUUUUUUAUGUUAUAUUCUUGAAAAAGAAUUCUAGUUAUUAAUUCGUUCAACAAUUGUGUCGAAUCUUUUUUCUGGGUUUAUUGGUCAUGAUUGCAGGUUUUAUGAAAUGAUUUAUAAACAUGGUAAAUAUGUUUUCUCAAGAGUGGGGUAAUAACUUUGUAUAUAAAUUUGUUUUCUCGAGAGUGGGGUAAUAACUUUUUUUAUAAAUUUGUAAAUUAGGAAAUAUUGUAUAUUUGUAUUUUAUCUGCAUAUUUGUCUUUGUUCAAAAUCUUAAUUAAUUGAUUGAAUAUAUGGUGCAAUCUCUUUUCAACUAAUGUCUUCAAUGUUGUUUAUUUUUAUCUACAAGUGAAUUAUACCAGUUUUCAUAGUUUUUAUAUAUGGGAGUCGUUUUUGAUACCUAUAAUUGUUAAUAACUUGUUAAAUCAUUUUUGAAUAAAUUUGUAAAUGUUAA